AUGAAGGAUUCUGAAACAGUGAAGGAGUAUUCAGAUAGACUUCUUAACAUUGCAAAUAAAGUGAGGCUACUUGGCUCUAUACUUGCCGACUCAAGAAUUGUUGAGAAGAUUCUGGUAACAGUUCCUAAAAGGUAUGAAGCAACAAUUACGACCUUAGAAAAUACUAAGGAUUUGUCAAAAAUUAGUUUGACGGAGUUGCUCAAUUCCCUGAAAGCUCAAGAGCAAAGAAGACUCAUGAGACAUGAUGUUACAAUAGAAGAGGCUCUUGUCAGUAAGCACCAGGUUGACAAAUUUUCGAAGAAGAAAAAGAAUCAAGCGUUGAGUGAAGGAGAAACAUCAACCAACAAUAAAGGUAAGGGGGGAAGUGCGAAAAAAAACUUCCCCCUUACCAUCACUGUGGAAGAAAAGGCCAUCCACCAUUCAAGUGUUGGAGGAGACCUGAUGCUAAAUGUAAGAAAUGCAAUCAACUUGGACAUGAGGUAG
Capsicum annuum is the source of this 483-nucleotide messenger RNA. RefSeq lists its product as uncharacterized. NCBI's taxonomy places the organism in Eukaryota, Viridiplantae, Streptophyta, Magnoliopsida, Solanales, Solanaceae. The record is from RefSeq and is a predicted model, not a curated record. The coding region runs from base 1 to 483 and encodes 160 amino acids. The transcript has a single exon.